Molecule: messenger RNA, 917 nt
Organism: Propithecus coquereli (Coquerel's sifaka)
Lineage: Eukaryota; Metazoa; Chordata; Mammalia; Primates; Indriidae
Gene: DPM2
Product: dolichyl-phosphate mannosyltransferase polypeptide 2, regulatory subunit
Exons: 4
Coding region: 41-295 (84 amino acids)
Biological process (GO): GPI anchor biosynthetic process
Cellular component (GO): endoplasmic reticulum membrane; dolichol-phosphate-mannose synthase complex
Molecular function (GO): enzyme regulator activity
Source: RefSeq, a predicted model, not a curated record
CGGAUGCAGCUUGGUGCUCUGGUGGCGGAGCGCCGAGGAAAUGGCCACGGGGACAGACCAGGUGGUGGGACUCGGCCUCGUCGCCAUUAGCUUGAUCAUCUUCACCUACUACACGGCCUGGGUGAUUCUCUUGCCAUUCAUCGACAGCCAGCAUGUCAUCCACAAGUAUUUCCUGCCCCGGGCCUAUGCUGUCAUCAUCCCGCUGGUGGUAGGCCUCCUGUUGCUCCUGUUUGUGGGGUUGUUCAUCACCUACGUGAUGCUGAAGAACCAGAGGGUGACCAAGAAAGCUCAGUGAAGGCCCAGCAGGGAUGAGGCUGCCAGCGCCUUCUCAGCCUCCUCUCCAGGACAGGGACCAAGGGUGGGAGCCCACAGGACUGGUCCAGGCACUGUGGCGCCCUCCAGCCUGGCUGCCCUCCGGACAUCCCUGUGGGAUGGAGCUGUUCAGGACUCACCCCUGACUGACCGGAGCCCUGCUCCUCCCCUGGUCACCCUUCCAGAAGCCAGGAGGGAGGAGCACCCGGGAGACGUCUCACCCCCUCUGGCUUGGGCAUGAGAGAUGCUGGUUCUCCCUACCUCACCGUCAGACUUCCCGUCACUUUUUCCUCUGGGUUCUACCAUCUUGCCUCAGCUUCCCUCCUUUCACAUGCUGAUACUGGACUUGGCAGGUUCUGAGGCGGCACAUGGCCUUUCUGACCUCUCCCCACAAGUCCUGCUCCUCUACGAAGGCUGCUUCCUUGGCCUGACACAGCCCCAGACCCCACGAGGACUUCUGGACCCGGAAAGCCUAGGAGGACUGACAGACCCCAGAGCCGCCACCACGUCUCGGCACACAGGGCAGCCACGUCGGCCUCCUGGCCAGCCAUUCCUCGUGGAGGCCCAGGCCCAGCCCCAGGGCUGGCCUGUGUGGGGAGCUUACC